Messenger RNA from Phytophthora nicotianae INRA-310, 147 nucleotides. RefSeq lists its product as hypothetical. The coding region runs from base 1 to 147 and encodes 48 amino acids. The record is from RefSeq and is a predicted model, not a curated record. Lineage: Eukaryota; Oomycota; Peronosporomycetes; Peronosporales; Peronosporaceae. The transcript has 2 exons.
AUGCCGGACGUUGCUGAAUAUUCAAUACCAGUGUUGGAAGACAAGCACUCUCCACCCCUGAAUCACCAAUACCAGAAAUGUCGAGAAUAUCACCGUUAUCGCGCUCUUGGUCGCCAAGAUAUCGAACACGAACAACCGAUUCCUUAG